CUCAGGGGGUCGAGCUGAACAAGUGGGGGUGGUGUGAGGAGCUCACCAGCCCGUUUCGAGCUGCAUGUUUCAGAUCGAGUUCGUCUGAGUGCUGUGAGAACCUCCCUGCUCUAUCGUGUGGUUCUCUGAUCUCUCGAGUGCUCCAGUGGAUGUCCACGGUAUUGAGCUGAACCUCGGUUUCUGUCCCCACAACGGAGCGAUGGCGCGCUGCGCGUUCUGGAGCGCGUUGUGUCUCUUCUUCAUGUCCUCCACCGGACUGUCUUUUGGUACCGGUUUCAUUUACCCGUUCUCAGGACUCACGCUGCAGCACGUGAGCUCAGAACAAAGCGUCGCUGGACCCCCGGCCGCAAGCAGCAACUCUCAGCGCAGGAACUGGUGCCAGUACACGGUAUCGAAAACGGUUACAUGCCAGGUGCAUAACGGCACGGAGACAACGGUUCAGAGGGUGUUCCAGGGAUGCCGAUGGCCAGGACACUGCUCUAAAGUCAUCAGUUACAGGGCUUUGAUCAGACCAUCGUAUAAGGUGGCCUAUCGACAGGUGACUGCGCUCGAAUGGAGGUGCUGUCCCGGCUUCCUGGGAAGUGACUGCAGUAUAGAAUGUAUGAACUGUACGAGUUACACUGGACUGAACUAUCGCCUUAACAUCCUCGAGAGUAAGAUCAAGUUGUUACAGGGUGCUGGAGCUCGUUCUCCGUCUAUCAAUACUCAGCCUGAGAGAUCAACAGACAACGAGGUAGAAACUCCAGAGCCCACUCCUAGGGGACCCCCACCUUUUUGGCAGCCAGGGACAAGGGGCCCUCCCGGGCCUUUAGGACCACCUGGUUUACCUGGUUCAUCAGGACCUCCUGGACCUGCAGGAGAGACAGGUGCUCCAGGCCUACCAGGACCCACAGGCCCUAAAGGGGAAAGAGGCUUUCCAGGUGAAAUUGGACUUCCAGGUCUGCCUGGUCCUCCUGGACAACCUGGUCUGCCCAACUCUAUUCCUCUACGAGGGGAUGUAUUUCAGGGUUUCAGUCCAGACGAAACAGCAGGUCGUAUAGGACCCCCAGGCCCACCUGGUCCUUCCGGCCCCCCAGGUCCUACCGGAGCGCCUGGCAUCCCAGGUUUACCUGGACGAGAUGCACUGAGGGGUAACCCAGGCCAAGCUGGAGAACCAGGACUUAAAGGAGACCGAGGUGAAAGGGGACCUCCAGGAUUAAUCGGGGAGCAAGGCUUGGCUGGUCCAACGGGUGCCAAGGGGCAGAAAGGCGAGCCAGGAGAGAGCCUACCUGACGGUGAAGGAGUUCAGCAGCUGAGAGAAGCUCUGAAGAUCCUGGCUGAGCGAGUGCUCAUUCUGGAGCACAUGAUUGGCAUCCACGAGAGCCCAUCGGAAGCCGGCUCCGGAAUUGACGGGCUUUCAGAUGCUCUCGGCUUACCAGCGAUGAAGAUCAAACGUGCCGAAUCAGUGCGUCUUCGUUCUCCUGCUCUCUCGGCCGUCCAGCAAAAGAGAGGGAGCGUUUGACAUUUACCCUGAGUGAUUUUUAAGUAGCUGUCAUUCAUCGCUGUUGUACCUGAUGUAGUGAAAGCAAACAGCACUAUUAAGAACUUUUCACCAUUUACAAGGAAAUUGUUUUUUUUUGCUGUACAGAUUUAACAUGGAAACCUUUUUUUUAUGAGAUUGAAAGUGUUUUUAUGUGUGUGUAUGUGUGUGUACUCUGUUUUUUUUGUUGUUGUUGUAGUUUAUAGACUACGCACAACCUGUCAUCUGGUUGUCUCUGCACUCCGCUCGUUCUUUCUCAUACCCAGUAAACACACACUCGUAGACAGGUCCGCACUACUACCUGGUGAUGUCUCGUCAGCGUCCUUCAGGCUUGUUCUCGGUUGCUGAGCUCGUUAAGGCUGCAGCGAGUUCGGGGAAGGAACAAAUGAGGCUCCGGACUGCUAGGCAGCUCCAAAUAAAACAUUGUCAAACAAGAAACAUCUGGAUCAGGUUCAAGGAAAGAAAAAAAAAAAGCAUCCCCGCCACCUAUUGUUUUGGUUGUGCAGUUCUGAAAACAGCUUGUUCGGAUUUGGUAGGAUGUUUUCUGUCAGCUAAAU
Silurus meridionalis is the source of this 2076-nucleotide messenger RNA. RefSeq names its product collagen alpha-1(XXVI) chain (gene col26a1). The record is from RefSeq and is a predicted model, not a curated record. The transcript is spliced from 14 exons. Gene Ontology annotation, molecular function: protein binding. Bases 200 to 1501 code for a protein of 433 amino acids. NCBI's taxonomy places the organism in Eukaryota, Metazoa, Chordata, Actinopteri, Siluriformes, Siluridae.